AUGGCUCUUUUCAUGAAGAAAAUCUACAAAUUCAUGAAGAAGAGACACUUUAAGGAAGGAAACAGCAAGCCGAAGCGUGAUGUGAAAAAGAAAGAUGAGAAAAAGAACAAGAAAGAACUGAAGUCUCUCAUGGAGGCUGAAAACAAAGCCAAGUGGGCCGACAGCGACUUAUAUGAUUCAUCAUCUAACGUUAGUGAUGAUGAAGAGGUAAAACAGGAAAGCAACUUGGAAGAUCCAAACGAGGAAAACUACGUCGUGUGGAAGGCGAGAGUCCACGCUCAUCUAGCUGCCAUAGAUGAUGACAUGUGGUUUAUCAUCACCAACGGUCCGAUAAAGAUUGAGAAGGCUAGAUUUGAGUGGACCAGUGACGAUAAAAGAAAGAACAAUCUCGACAACGUAGCAAAAGACAUCCUCUACAAGACAUUGGAUCAUAGCAUGGCUGCUGCUAAGAAGAUUAGUAGCGAUGCGAUGGCUCUUUUCAUGAAGAAAAUCUACAAAUUCAUGAAGAAGAGACACUUUAAGGAAGGAAACAGCAAGCCGAAGCGUGAUGUGAAAAAGAAAGAUGAGAAAAAGAACAAGAAAGAACUGAAGUCUCUCAUGGAGGCUGAAAACAAAGCCAAGUGGGCCGACAGCGACUCAGAUGAUUCAUCAUCUAACGUUAGUGAUGAUGAAGAGGUAAAAAAGGAAAGCAACAUGGAAGAGCCAAACGACAUCUGGACAGCCGACUAG
Messenger RNA from Impatiens glandulifera, 729 nucleotides. RefSeq lists its product as uncharacterized. The record is from RefSeq and is a predicted model, not a curated record. The transcript is spliced from 5 exons. Lineage: Eukaryota; Viridiplantae; Streptophyta; Magnoliopsida; Ericales; Balsaminaceae. Bases 1 to 729 code for a protein of 242 amino acids.